UUAAAUGUACUGUACGUCCAAAGAUGGCAGCUCAAGUCGACUUGCUCCGUGCCAAAGUAGAAGAAGAAAAUGUGAGGAUUGACAGUCUGGAUAGAUUCAUUAGAGAGAAGAAAAAGAAGAAGAGAAGGGACCUGUCGCCGCCCGCUGACAAACGGGACAAGUGGGUGAAAGAAGCGAAGAGAGUGAAGCUCCCUCAGCACCCGAACCAGCAACACGCUGAGCCCCGGACCCAGCAGCCGCAUCAGCUGCAGCAAAACCCGAAAGCCCACAAGUUCAGCGGAGAUAAACAUGUCUUGCACAGCCGCCACCACCGCCACCAGCAACAGCAGCACCACAACCGCAGUCUUACCAAUGGUACAAAGAACCUGCAGCCGACUUUGCCUCCUCCGCCUCCGCGGAAGGUACCGGAGCAGCUGCAGAAGAAGCGAGCGGUGCUCCCCGAACCACCUGCGCUCUUCACUUUCACGCCUCUCAAAAUGGUCAAGGCCAAGCCCCAGGAACUCAAAGACCAGCACCGGGAUAAAGACCUGAAACUGAAGCUCAAGAAGGAAAACACCGAGGCGAAUGUGAAACACGCAGAACUGAAGAAAAGCAAGGAGCCGAGGCCCCACAAUGAGAAUGGCAAGUCUCUAACACUGGAGGAAUAUCUCCUGAAGAAGAAAAAGAAGAAGAAGAAGCACCGUGAGGAUGAGCACAGUGGCAAGAAGGUCCGAUACGUGCACAACAAAGCCGUUCAGACUGUGUGUGCAGGGCUCGGAGCAGAUCUCAAUCUGCCCGUUUGCCCCGAUCCAUCUCUGCCCGGCACCGUGAAGCACGAAAGCGACUGCCAGCCCGGCAGAGACACUAUCGAGAACCACCAACCCUACCUCCGCGCUCUCAAACUGGGACACGUCCCCUUCCUGUCCCACCAAGACCACUACAUCCGCAGCUCCUGCCUCCAGACAGGCACCUGGUGCGGACGCUUCAUGCAUGAGGAAAGGCAAGCCAAUGGCGGGGGAUCCGUUCUGCAUGCCUACGCUGACGAGAUAGCUUGUCUCAGCCCGGCUGAGAUGGAGUGCUUCGCCCAGGAGUUUCUGGAGCUGGCCUUUGCGGAGAAGCCUCGAGGUGCAGCCUCGUAUGCCUUGGCAGUGGUGCACAGGGCAGCCGCCUUCCUGCCCGACUUCCUGGACUACUUUGCCUUCAACUUCCCAAACACACCAGUCAAAAUGGAGAUACUGGGCAAGAAAGACAUUGAGACUACCACCAUUGCCAACUUUCACUCUCAGGUGAGCCGGACUUACUGUUCAGGAACCUACCGGUCCGGACCCAUGAGGCAGAUCAGCUUGGUGGGAGCUGUGGAUGAGGAAGUUGGAGACUUUUUCCCAGAGUUCCUCGACAUGCUGGAGGAGUCGCCCUUUCUCAAGAUGACCCUACCGUGGGGAAGCCUCUCCAGUCUGAAGCUGGACUGUCGCUCUCAGAGUGACGAUGGGCCCAUCAUGUGGGUACGACCGGGGGAACAAAUGGUACCCACCGCUGACAUGCCCAAGUCUCCAUUCAAAAGACGCAGGUCCAUGAAUGAGAUCAAAAACCUCCACUACCUGCCGAGGGCCAGUGAACCCAGAGAGGUUCUGUUUGAGGACCGGACUAAGGCCCAUGCUGACCAUGUAGGCCAGAGCUUUGACUGGCAGAGCACCGCUGCUGUGGGGGUUCUGAAGGCGGUGCACUUUGGAGAAUGGAAUAACCGACCUCGGAUAACCAAAGACGUGGUGUGUUUCCAGGCGGGGGACUUCAACGACGUUGUCCAGAGGCUGCAGCUGGAUCUGUAUGAGCCCCCAGUGUCUCAGUGUGUCCAGUGGGUGGACGAUGCCAAGCUCAACCAGCUGAGGAGAGAAGGCAUCCGCUACGCCCGCGUCCAGCUGUGUGACGACGACAUCUACUUCAUCCCACGCAACGUCAUCCACCAGUUCAAGACGGUGUCGGCGGUCUGCAGCCUGGCCUGGCACAUCCGCCUCAAACGGUACCAUCCAGAGGGGGAGGACCGGGAGGAGCCCAGUGAUCUCAGCCCCACCUCAGGGCGAUUCUCCUUCUCCUCCCCGGCCAGGCCCGACGCCACCGUGACCCCCUGUGCCCGGCCACAGGGAGACAACACCCGUGGGGGCGUGGCCAAGACUGAAGAGCCAGAGUUCCAGAGGCCAGCGUCGCCUCCCCAGGAGCCUCAGCCGGCCCCUCCACAGCCCACCAAAUCUGCUCACUUGCCCCCAAGACACCAGAACCCCCCCCUUUCCUUUGAACCAGUCCACCCUGGAUGUACACCUUCAACAGAGCCCACCCUUACAAAAGAUUUCGGCCGCACUGCGGGGUUCCCGAAAUGACCCCCCCCAAUAUCUCACUCCAUCUCUGCCCACUGCAGAGGAGCGUAUGGGAAGGACUCGUCGACUAAAACUGACAUCUGAGUCAAUCACGAAGCCUUCUCAUUAUUCAUCGCACUUCUUUCUUUUUUAUCUUUAAAUGUUGAUCAAAUGUUCCCGUAUGUUUUUCAGUCAAAGGGACUUAAUGGGACUAUGUAACACAUUUUGUUCUUUUUUUUGUUUUGUUGAUAGCACCUGAACUCUCUACUGUCUCAUUCAAAAAAAUUUUAGACUGAUAAUAUGAGUUUCCACACUAAAGCUUGAUUUAUGGUUCUGCGUUGAAUCUACGCUGUAGCCACGGUACGUAGGUACGUGUACAUACGGACCCUACGCCCUACACUUCGGACACGACGCAGACCACAACCGCUGUGAUUGGUCCGCUCGGCCGUGGCUUGGUAGCGUCUCAUUUCCCCCUACUCAUGUCCUGCUUCUC
Molecule: messenger RNA, 2820 nt
Organism: Perca flavescens (yellow perch)
Lineage: Eukaryota; Metazoa; Chordata; Actinopteri; Perciformes; Percidae
Gene: rsbn1
Product: round spermatid basic protein 1
Exons: 7
Coding region: 24-2351 (775 amino acids)
Cellular component (GO): nucleus
Source: RefSeq, a predicted model, not a curated record